Molecule: messenger RNA, 5737 nt
Organism: Pteropus alecto (black flying fox)
Lineage: Eukaryota; Metazoa; Chordata; Mammalia; Chiroptera; Pteropodidae
Gene: TRMT61B
Product: tRNA methyltransferase 61B
Exons: 7
Coding region: 34-1482 (482 amino acids)
Biological process (GO): tRNA methylation
Cellular component (GO): tRNA (m1A) methyltransferase complex
Source: RefSeq, a predicted model, not a curated record
CACUCUCCCGAGACGGCGCCUGCGCGGGUCACCAUGCUGUCAGCGGGCCGACGCGGUCGGGCCUUGCUACAGCUGCGGCGUCUCCGGAGGCGGUCGGGGAUCGCGACCUGUCCAUUCCUGCCUGGCCUUGGGCAAGAGCCCUUCGAGAGAUCCCGGUCACUGUGUUCUGAGCCCUCGCAAAGAGACGUGCGAGAUGGAGAAAGAGAGCGUAAGGCGGCACAGAAGAAAGUCCCAGGAGCAGAGGUGCCUCCAUCUCUCCCUCUGCGCGGCCGCGGCAUUGGGACCAGAUGUCUUUCGUCACUGGAAAGCCUCAGACUGUCGACGUCUGGAGAGAAGUCACCCCCUCGAGAGCGCGAGGACUCGAGUGGAGACCAAGGCCAGUCUGAUCCUGCAUACCGAGGACCCGGGGGUCCCUCACUGCCCGCCCUGGCCCAGUCCGUGACCGAGGUCGAAGAACUUCACGUCUCCUCUGCCUGGUCAACUUCCAGAGAAGAGCCCUUUCGGGCCGGCGAGCUAAUUUUAGCUGAGCUUGGGAAGAGAGAAACACAAUUUAAAAAAUUAUUUAGAUUGAGCAACGCCGGACACUUAAACAGUAACUGGGGGACAGUCCCAUUCAGCGAUAUCGUGGGGAAGUUCCCUGGCCAGAUACUGAGGAGUUCCUCUGGUAAGGACUUCAUGCUGAAGAGGCCGUCAUUGGAAGACUAUGUAUUACUGAUGAAAAGGGGGCCUGCCAUAACAUAUCCAAAGGAUAUGAAUAUGUUGCUGACGAUGAUGAAUAUCUACCCAGGUGAUACUGUUUUGGAAGUUGGCUCUGGCUCUGGUGGAAUGAGCUUAUUUUUAUCCAGAGCAGUUGGAUCACAAGGACGAGUCAUAAGUUUUGAAAUACGAAAAGACCACCAUGAACUGGCUAAGAAGAAUUACAAACACUGGUGCGAUUCAUGGAAAAUAAGUCAUGUAGAAGAGUGGCCAGACAAUGUGGAUUUUAUUCAUAAGGACAUUUCAGGAGCAAUUGAAGACAUAAAAUCUUUAACAUUUGAUGCGGUAGCUUUGGAUAUGUUGAAUCCUCAAGUUGCUUUGCCUGUUUUAUACUCAAAUCUUAAACAAGGUGGUAUAUGCGCUGUAUAUCUAGCAAACAUCACACAGGUUAUUGAACUUUUAGAUGGAAUUCGCGUCUGUGAACUUGCUCUCUCAUGUGAAAAGAUAAGUGAAGUCAUUGUCAGAGAUUGGUUGGUUUGCCUUGCAAAACAGAAAAAUGGAACUCUAGCUCAAAAAGUAGAACCUAAAAUCAACACAGAUUUACAAUUACAUUCUCAAAAGGAGAUUAGAAUUGAAGGUGAGAUGUUUCAAGAGGAUGACCAUGAAGAAUCACAUUCUCAUUUUCCAUAUGGAUCAUUUCCCUAUAUUGCCAGACCUAUACACUGGCAAACUGGUCAUACAGCUUUUCUUGUCAAGUUGAGGAAGUUCAAACCACAACUUAACUGAGUACCUCAGAUGACAGCAACUGAUUGGAAGACAGAAAAGUAUCAAAAUAGAACUUUAUAUUACAGAUCAUUACUUCCAUAGAUUGGUAUUUUAGCUAUUUCUAUGAUUUGUAUAACUUUUACAUAUAAUUUUGAAAAAUAACAAAAUCUAAAGGAAGAUGUAUAACAUUUCAAAACUGCUUAAAUGUCCCAUUUUGACACUUGUCUUGCAGUUAGUUUGACAUAUUGUAGUUAAUGAUUCCAAGUUGAUUUAGUUGAGCCAUCUCAUUCUUCACUUCCUGUAAACCACUCCAUAGAUUUGUCUUUCUUCAUGAAAUUAGUUUUCUUUUCUUUCUUUGAUUGAUGGUCAUUGGCUAUCGAAAUAAAAUGUGCAUUUUUAAGAUAAGUUUUAUGUAUCGGUGUAUUUUAAAUACAUAUUUUAAUGGUUGUAUGUAUCUUAAAAAAAUAGCAAAUCUGAAUUAUAGUAAACAAUAGGGGGAAGACUGAUAAGUAUAUCAUCACCUUAAAAAUUGUUAUAAAGGAUGUAACAAUUCUUGCAUCUCUUUUAUCCUCAGCUUGAAAGAACAUCAGAAUUGUUCUGUUAUUACAUAAAUCAAAUGCUUGGAGAAAUAUACUUUAUAAAUAUGAAUUAAUUAGGACUAAGGCUUAUUAUCCAUAGGCACCAGUUAUUUUGCAUUUGCCAUGUGCCUGACAUUGUUUUGAGAAUUUUAUAUUUUUUCACGUAGUAUGUAUAACUCAUCUUUAAAGUUAUCUAUAUUUUAUAGAUAAGAAAAGGCUUAGAGUGGCUAGGUUGUUGUUUAAACAUAGAUGUUUUAUAGAUUUUAAAUGCCUACAACACCUGGUAUUCCACGGUGGUCUCCCAUCCAAGGACUAACCAGGCCCGACUCUGCUUAGCUUCCAGAUCAGAUGAGAUCGGGCACGUUCAGGGUGGCAUGGCCGUAGUAUAGGUUUUAAAGUAGUGGUGCCUAGGAGGAUUAAUGCUAUUCCUGGAUUUUCCCUUAGUCUAGAACUACUUAAAGUGACAUAUACAUUCUAAAUAACAGUUUACACAUUUUUUAUUAUGUGGAAAUUUUUAACCGAAAACCUUUGCCUUUAUAGACUUUACAGUCUAUGAUAGAGCUAGACAUUAAAUAAUCACACAAAUAUGAAACUAAAACUGUUAUAAAUGCUCCAAAGAAGUACAGGGUACUAUAAUAGAGGUUUUGCUCCGAUCAAGUUAUUACCUGUGCAGUGACAAGUGAACUGAGAUCUGAAUGGUAAAUAAGAGUUAACUACAGUAGGGAAAAUGAGAACAAAAAAGGCCAGUGAUGGUAGAGUUGAGUGAGAGACUGGAAAGAUAGGUAGGGGUCAAGCCAUAGGAUCCUGUAGACCUUUAAGAAAAAUGGGGUGCCACUGAAGGAUUUAUUGAAGGGGUAACAUACUUAGAUCUGUGUUUUGAAAAAAACAUCACUCUGGUUGCAUUUAAAGAAUUGAUUGAAUCAUAAAUAGAGUGUUCUGGUGUCAUAUUUCAGUAUGUUAAGUAUCUGAACACUCAUAAAAUAAUAAUGGCUCUAUAGUUUCCAUAACAUUUCCAGAUAUAUAGAAGCUCUGAAGUACAUUCUUAACUUAUGUCAUAGAAUACUGUCUUUUCUUCUGCCCUUCUAUUUAACUAGCAAUGAGUUCUGUUCUUCAUUUAUUGUUUUGAAUGCAGGCCUUGAUUGUAGUAUUUGGAGAAGUGGCUGACUUAAGAGCAAAGAAAAGUUGUGCCUUCUAUUUCAGUAGAAUAGUUUCUGUUCAGUAUACUGUGCUUAGUAGAUGUUGAAUUGAACAAGACCUAACAUUGUCCAUUCUAAUUUUGAGUUGAAAACCAAACCACAUAACUAUUUAUAUAGUUAAUGAAAGUCCAGCUUAAGCCCUUUCUCUAUCUCUCCAUCAAACACUAUGGCUUAUGGGAUGGAUGCUUUCUUCUAAAGUUAGCUUUCUAUGUUCAUGUCUAGUUCUCAUUUACCAUAGCAAAACUCCUAGAGAUUUGUGAAUGACUCACAACUGUCUUUCCAGUACCUUCCAGAGGCCUUGCCUUUUCCACCCAGUAAGUGGUCAAUAAGUUUGCCGAUGGCUUUAAACCAAGGUCAUUUCUGUUUCUUCUGUUGCCUUGGUUGUUCUAGAGGGAAACUUAGGUAUAUAGCUCUUAGAUUGUGGAAGACUUUAAGUUUGAACUUUAUACUUCAGAGGCAAUAGGGAAUUUCUGAAGCUUCCAUGGUUGUGUAAAAGGAGAGAUUUUUAAAAAGUUAGUGGUAUUUGAGUAUUUAAAAGAAAGAAAAUACUAUUAAUUCAGAAAUUUCAUAAUAACACAUAGUAUACAUGAAGUGGUUGGUAGCAAUAUACAACUAUGAGAUGAGGAAAAGGGGCAGAUAUAAAAAAAUAUAUACUAUGAAGGAAGAACCUGAUAAGCUGGUAAUUUGUUGGAAGUAGUGGGAAAGAAGCUAUAUAUUUUCAAACUUUUAUCUACUAUUCAGAAGCCCUUUCCCAAACUUCUCUGGGCAAAACAGGAUUCGGUCAAUGGCCAGCUCAUAUACUUCCUCUGAAAAGCCUUCACCAAGUCUCUUACCUCAUGGAAUUAAUUCAGGAAUCUUUCGUGUUCCUAAAUAUUGAUCAAAUAAUUAGCAUUGCCUUUAUCACAUCAUUAAUUUAUAAGCCCUGAUUAUGCCUUAUUAAGUGUAAGAAUUUAAAAUCUGGGUGACUAGAACAAUGAUAAUGACAAAAAGUUCAGAGGAGGAUUUGUUUUUGAGGAAAAAUUAUUUGGUUUUAGAUUACAUAACAAUGUCCUAUGCCUGUCCCCAAGACCCAGGACUAAGAUUUAGUAUAUUGCUUUUUACCCUUGGCUUCACUCUAAAAUCUGAGGAGUUCUCAGAUAAUACAUAAUAAUACAGAUCCUUGUUUCAGGUGGACUAGCCUAGGUGUCAUAGGCUUAAGAUAGCAUAAGAGAAACAAAUGUAUAGUUGACUCUCAAAAAAUGUGGAGGUUAGUGGCGCUGACCCCCACUGCAGUCGAAAAUUCAUUAUAACUUUUGAUUCCCCAAAAACUUAACUAUAGUUGGCCGUUUGUAUCUGCAGGUUUUACAUCCAUGAUUCAACCAUGGAUUGAAAACAGUAUUUUCGAUCCGAGAUUGGGAAUCGGUGAAUGCGGAGGGCCAGCUGUAUUAAUGGUCUACUGUUGACUGGAAGCCUUUCCAAUAACAUAAACAGUCAAUUAACACAUAUUUUGUAUUUUAUAUGUAUUAUAUAGUCUUCUUAAGCUAGAGAAAAUAUUAUUAAGAAAAUCAUAAGAAAAAUACUUACUGUAUUUAUUGGGGGUGGAAAUCCACAUAUUAGUGGACCCAUGCAGUUCAAACCCUUGUUGUUCAAGGGUCAACUAGUUCAGUUAGUAUAAAAAUAUGCAGUGUAUUCAGGUAGAACUGGGUUCCCAUCAUGCUGUUUUGCUCUUGUUUUACCUUGCAACUGUGACUUUUCUGAGUGUGUUUCUUCAGUAAAACAAGUGUCAUAAUGCCACUUUAAGAUUUGUUGGUGGGGGGGAGGUCUGAUGUUAAAUGAGACUACCUUUAUAAAAUGCCUAGCACAUGAUCAGUGACUGGAUAUAUGUAAAUUUGUAAAGAAUGCUUCAUCUAUCCCCCCCAACCUUGUCAAACUGAAAAAUAUUUUGUUCUUAAUAAUUGUCAUAAACAAGUUAAUAUAAAACUUAUUUUUUAACGUUUUGUUUUGAGAAAAGAAUUUUAAAGGUAGAAAAAUGUGUUUUUACCUAAAAAGUAAGAAGUUGCUUGCUUAUAUUUGAAAGAAAGAAGGAAGCAUUGAUAACUAUCUAUUGCUCAGUUUUAUCAUAAAAGCCUGGAGCAGAAUACAAUUUCUUUUUCUCUCCUGGAGAAUGCUGACUUGAGUUUUCUGCAACCACAAACCGUUAAGUGAUUCCAACCACCCUCUGUGAUGGGAGGAAGAACAAUUUGCUAGCAGAAGUCACUACUAGGAAUCAUCAGCUGCUGAGGCAGUGAAAGACUUGACCACUGCUCCCGAUAACAUUGUGUUACCCUUAAACCGCCUUUCCCUCUUCCCCGAAACUGCUCACUCCCUUGUUAAGCCUAUUGAGGGAAAAUGAAUGUAAAAGUUUACUGGCCAAGUGUAUGUAUGAUCAGUAAUUUUCUUUGUAUUGCCUACCCUCUGUCAUCGAAACAAAAGGUCUUAUUUAACCUUGAGUUAAUACUCUGAAUAAAACAGUUAACAAGUAAA